CCGCCCGAACUCUUUUCACGGUAUUCAUAGCUCAUUAUGACCUAUAUGAUGCACAUAGUUCCGACUCAAAAGCGAUUGAUCAGUUGGUGACCCUCCCUCGUAAGUGUAUUUACCCACUUGUAACACAAAUUCCAAAAGUUGAACAUACACCAAUCGUAUACGGAGCAGAUAAAGUGAAAUUUAAUCAUUCCGUAGUUUUUGUAGACAUUAAUGAGUUAUGAAUAUUCCGAAAUAAGUUCGAGCUCUUUGCUUAUUAAUACAGAGAUAAUGUGUUUUUUUUAAGUCAAUGCCGUAGGUCUAUUUUACGGACAUCAGUACAAUUGAUUUUCGAAUCUCGGAAAAUUGCAGAAUUUCACACUGUUCCUAUCGUAAGGCAUGUUUUUAACAUUAAUCACACACACUGGCACAUUCGAUAUUUUUAUUUCAGAAUACGAGCAAAGAACUUUUCCAUACAACCUAUUCUCCUUAAGAUUUAUGUCUGUGCAAAGUUUUCAGUCAAAAUUCAAUUUUUCUGAGAUAAGCCGACGGUAUUGAUUUAAAAAAUAUAUUAUCAACGCACUAAUAACCAAAGAGCUUGACUCAAAAGUAAUUAAUCAGUUGAAAGAUUUCCUUCUUUAAAUACAAAGUUUGUAUUCAUGAUACUAGUAGAAGUUAUAUGAAUAAUCAGUAUUGAUUGUAGACAUGUUCAUCUAGCAGAUGGUCGUUUUAAUCAAGGUUUAAUUGAUAAUUGUCAACGAGAUAUUAAUAAAUAUUGUCAAUCAGAAGUAGUCAAUAAGAAUGAUGAUUAUGAUUCCAAUGAAGAUGAUCCUGACAGCAAUGAUAAUGAUAAUAGAAAAAAAACUAAUGAUGAUGAUGAUAGAGUAACUGAUCGUAAAAUGGAUGGUGGAAUUAUACAAUGUUUACGUUCAAACUAUACUAAUACAUCGAUUACAUUAGAAUCUCAAUGUGUAUUAGAAUUAAUUGAUGUUAUACAAACAUCAAAACUUGAUAUUAAACUUGAUGUUAAAUUAUAUCAAAAUUGUCGAAAAUUCCUUAAAAUUGAAUGUAUUGGUAUCGAUCAAGAAGAUUGUUUAAAAUUACUUUAUCAAAAAAAUAAAAUUGAUGAUGAUACUUGUAAAGAACAAAUUAAACGUAUUAUAAGAGAAGGACAAGUUGAUAUAUAUGCUGAUCGUGCUUUAACAUUUGCAUGUCAAGCUGAUCUUUUGAAAUAUUGUAAUGAUAUUCCUAUAGGAAGUGGAAAACAAUUACAAUGUUUAUUAAGUAUGGGUAAAUCAGUCACAAGUCAAUGUCAAACUAUAUUACAAAAACGACAAGAAUUAUGGGAAUCUGUAAGUUUUUCUUUAAUAUCCCAUGAAAAAAAAUAUGGUAUAAAAAUGCGUUUCAACGCAAACUUUUAGAAAAAAACGCUAUUUUUGCGUUUUAACGCAUCGUUUUGUAAGUUCAACGCGUUUAAACGCAUCGAGUUCUUUCUCCAGCGCAUUUAAAUGCAUCCUUUUUAUUUUGAACGCAUUUUUCCAAAUUAAAACGCAACUUAAAAACACAGUUUGAAUGCGUUUCGUUUUAUGCGUUUGGAUGCGUUUAUCUGCUUUGCAUUCAAAUGCGUUUUUUAACCUUCUUUGAUCGAAAAACGAGUUUUUUUCGAAACGCGUUAUUAUAUUGUUCUUUUUGAUGCGUUUUUUCUAGAAAAAACGGAUUUUUUCGAAACGCAUUACAAUGUUGUUCUUUUUAAUGCGUUUUUUCUCCAAAAGAUGGAUAGUUUAGAAAAGCGUUUGAACGAAUAUUUGUAUGUAAGUGUUUCCAGUAAAGAUGUGCUUUUAGAGAAUACAAAUCUAUUUUAGUUAGAGUAAAUGUUAGGUGAUAUCAAUGUGAACAUUGAAAAGUUAAAAGGUACUACUCUUCGGAACAAUUCUUUGUGAUAUAAUAAGAUAAAAAAAUAGUCGAAUAACAUAGAAAACAAAGCAUGUAUUUAAUAAAAAAAACUAACAACUGAAGAUAAGUAGUAAUAUGUUCUCUAACUAGACUCAGUUAACGUUGGAUACCGAAUGAAAAUAAAUUGUUUCGAAUUAAUAGUAGCAUACUUUUUCAAUAACAUCAUCUACAUUAGUAUGAAUAUGGUGAUUAAAAUCAAUUGUCCCAAAUUCAACAUUAUCGCAAGAAAUUUUUUAUGUGUUAAAAUUCAAUAAUAUCUCAUCUUUUUUGUUAUUACGUAAAUGAUAAAGGCGACUAUAAAUCUCAGUGUGAUUUUUGACUAUAGAACGGGAUAUAUGUAGGUUUGUGGAGAAAGACUUUCUCUAUCUAGUGGUAUAUAUAUUAUUAAAUUGUGUUGCGUACCGUGGUAGAAACUUGAAUAGAAAAAAUCAUGCAUCUUACAUCUUACAUAUUUUUAAGGAAUACUCGUAAACCCCCUCCCAUAAUAGAAGCCCAUCCCAUAUCAGAAGCCCCCCCGUAUUAGAAGCCCCCUCUGGAGGAUUCGAUAUGCCAGACAUAUUAGAAGCCCCCUUAUUUUAAAAACUUUUUGAGAGUUUUUUGAAAACAUUUUUUAGUAUUUUCACAGCAAAACUUAAAAAAUUACAAAAUUUUAAGGUAAAAAUGCGUUA
Molecule: messenger RNA, 2597 nt
Organism: Rotaria sordida
Lineage: Eukaryota; Metazoa; Rotifera; Eurotatoria; Philodinida; Philodinidae
Source: the annotation of a GenBank genome assembly